CGCCGGGGCCAGUCGCAGGACCGCCCAGGGUGCCAGGGUCCCGCCACACCAUCUGUUUCCAUCCACACCAUGCUCCUUCCGAGCUAGCGCCGCGCACCCAAGAUUAAGAAUAGGAUGGCGCAUUGCAGUUCCCAUGGUCUCACCACAAGGAUGUGUUGGCCUGUGCCGGUGAAGCCAGAGGGGGGUACGUACCCCCCGGCCGGCCCACAGGGGCGGCGACCCCUGCUCCCACCUCUGGGCAAUGAAGAGGCGCAUCCAAGACUGGGCCCGUCUGACAUGGGCCUUUCGGGGCCAAUCAAGCCACAGCAGACAGGGAAACCACGCAAUUCGAGGCAUCGGCCAAGGGGGGGCAAGGGAAGGCUCCUGGGGAACGGGGCGGCGGUGGACCUGGCCAGUCAGUGCCGUCGAGACAUAACAACGAUCUUCCAGCCUGCAUCACUGACGCCUCACUCCCAUCGCCGACCGCCCUUUUUCUCGACGCUCCUUCAAAACUACCCUUUUUCCCUCUUCCCUCUUGGUCCUUAUCGCAUCUGGUCUUCCUUCUCGCCAGUUGCUUGUGGGAACCCUUCCCCGUCAAGAAAUCAUCGCCCCCCUUACCGCCUUCACCACACACCGCCUCCGCUCAACUUGUGGACCCCCCGUCUCCUCGUUGACACCCAACCAUACCCGUCCCACCAAGCUGGUUUGACUCGUUCACUCGAGGUCACCUUUUGCGAACAAGGACUCGGACCGCCCCAUCUUGAGGAAGACUCUCAACCCUAGGAACUUCCAAGCCCAGCCCAGAGGAGCUAAGGAGAACUGAACCUGCUGGCCUCUUUUGGUUUCGAGGAUAUUGCCAUUCCGUCGGGUUCUUGCCAAGGAUCCGUUUCCUCUGCUUUCGUCUAUUUCCGUUUCCU
Messenger RNA from Chaetomium fimeti, 896 nucleotides. RefSeq lists its product as uncharacterized. The record is from RefSeq and is a predicted model, not a curated record. The coding region runs from base 115 to 762 and encodes 215 amino acids. NCBI's taxonomy places the organism in Eukaryota, Fungi, Ascomycota, Sordariomycetes, Sordariales, Chaetomiaceae. The transcript has a single exon.